AUGCUGGGAGCACAUCCAGAGUAUGGGGCCUUUGUCAACCCAAGUAAGACGUUAGUGAAUUUUGACACAAGUGUGGGAGGUGUCAAGAUCAACCGCCCUGUCGAUAUAGAUGAGUUUCCAUAUUGUGGCAUUCUCUUGAAUACGAGGAACUUGGAUAUCAGUAAGGAUACGACGAAGCUGAUUCGGGCUGGCAUGGAUUGGCUUACUAAAGUCGAGUAUUCGAAAAUGCCUCAGCAAGCACUCCGCAGAAAAGCACGACAAGCCUUACAAAUGCAAUCCCAUCGUAUGUACUUCGAAACUGAGUACAACAAUUUCACUACAGUGUUGAAGAACCUUUACCAUAAUUUCACUCAGGCCGCGCACAAAGUCUAUUAUGGAGCAAAAGUACUGAAAGUACACUAUCAUCAAGACCUACUCCAAGCAUCGACAUGGACCUAG
Morchella importuna is the source of this 438-nucleotide messenger RNA. RefSeq lists its product as uncharacterized. Gene Ontology annotation, biological process: telomere maintenance via telomerase. The record is from RefSeq and is a predicted model, not a curated record. Gene Ontology annotation, molecular function: telomerase RNA binding; telomeric repeat DNA binding. The coding region runs from base 1 to 438 and encodes 145 amino acids. The transcript has 3 exons. Gene Ontology annotation, cellular component: telomerase catalytic core complex. NCBI's taxonomy places the organism in Eukaryota, Fungi, Ascomycota, Pezizomycetes, Pezizales, Morchellaceae.